CAGCUCUGCUGCCCAUCUCGUGUUUGAUGUGACGGAGGAAGGAACGUACGAGGCGAAAGAUGGGAUUCAUUCUGAGCUCACCCUGACUUCUCAUCACUAAACUGUGUAUCAUCGUCACUAACAUCCAGGAUGAUGGAGAGCGAGACAUCUACAGUGGGGACAGGACGGCUGUCCAGGUUGUCACAUAUGAUGCGCCUUGGAAGGAGCAGUGUCGGCCCUUCAGAGUCUGGCCUCAGCAGCCGGAACACAGAGGAGAACAUGAGGAGCGGGAGCAGUGAUGGUCGGGGGCCGCUGGCUGCACAGAACAUGAACAACUCUAACAACAAUGACGGCAAAAAAGAUGACAAGAAGGAUGAUAAGAAGGACGAGAAGAAGGAUGACAAGAAGGACGACAAGAAAGACGAGAAAAAGGACGACAAGAAGGACGAGAAAAAGGACGUGAAGAAGGAUGACAAGAAAGAUGACAAGAAGGACGAUAAAAAAGAUGCGAAAAAAGAAGAACCAAAAGAGGUGUGGAUCAUGGACCCCAACACGGACACGUACUAUUACUGGCUGUGCACAAUAGCCAUCCCAGUAUUCUACAACCUGAUGUUGCUGCCGGCCAGGGCUUGUUUCAACGAACUGCAGUCUACAAACACAACACUGUGGAUGGUUUUGGACUACCUUUCCGAUUUCUUCUACUAUCUUGAUACCUUUGUGAGAGCGAGGACAGGUUUCCUGGAGCAAGGGCUGCUUGUGAAGGAUGAAAAGGUGCUGAAAGAAAAGUACAUGAAGACGCGGCAGUUUAAAUUAGACGUCCUGUCGAUACUUCCAACCGAUAUCAUAUUCUUCCACAUUGGAAUCAACAACCCAGAGUGGAGGUUCAACCGUCUCUUUAGGUUAGGCCGGCUCUUUGAGUUCUUUGACCGGACUGAAACGCGAACCAAUUUCCCCAACAUCUUCCGAAUUGGUAAUCUUGUACUUUACAUCAUCAUCAUCAUCCACUGGAACGCCUGCCUCUACUUUGCCAUCUCCAAAGUGCUCGGCUUUGGCUCAGACACGUGGGUUUAUCCAGCCGGGAAGAAUCCAGAAUAUGACCGCCUGGCCAGGCAGUACAUCUACUGCUUUUACUGGUCCACCCUCACCCUGACCACCAUUGGUGAGACACCACCCCCGGUCCGGGACAUUGAGUACUUUUUUGUGGUCGCCGACUUCCUCACUGGGGUUCUGAUCUUUGCUACGAUUGUUGGCAACGUCGGUGCCAUGAUUUCCAACAUGAAUGCCGGACGUGUAGAGUUCCAGGCCAAGAUUGACUCCAUCAAGCAAUACAUGCAAUUUCGAAAGGUCACCAAAGACCUGGAGGCAAGGGUUGUGAAGUGGUUCGACUACCUGUGGACAGAGGAGAAAACCUGCGAUGAGAAGCUGGUGCUGAAGAACCUACCAGACAAACUGAAGGCGGAGAUAGCCAUCAACGUGCAUUUAGAGACCCUAAGAAAAGUGCGCAUCUUUCAAGACUGUGAAGCAGGUUUGCUUAUCGAGUUGGUCCUAAAGCUUCAGCCUCAAGUUUUCAGCCCUGGCGACUACAUCUGUAAGAAGGGAGACAUCGGCAGGGAAAUGUAUAUCAUUAAAGAAGGAAAGCUGGCUGUCGUAGCAGAUGACGGAGUUACCCAGUUCGUGGUCCUCAGCGAUGGGGCGUACUUUGGAGAAAUCAGCAUCCUCGGUAUCAAGGGCAGCAAGGCGGGAAACCGAAGAACAGCCAACAUCCGAAGUGUGGGCUAUUCUGAUCUUUUUGCCCUGUCCAAAGACGAUCUGAUGGAGGCGCUCUUUGAGUACCCUGAUGCGAAAGUUGCGCUGGAGGAGAAGGGUAGGGCCAUCCUGAUGAAAGAUAACCUCAUAGACGAGUCGCUGGUCGCUGCAGUUGACGCCAAAGACUUGGAGGAUAAGGUCAACCAGGUUGAGGCCAGUUUGGAUAUCAUGUCAGCCAAAUUUCGAAAGAUGGCAGCCCAGUAUGAAUCAUCUCAGCGUAAACUCAAGCAGCGGCUUACUAACAUGUCGAAUGAGGUCCGAACCCUCAAGUUCGACAAUGAAUAGAGCCUUGCUUGUUACUACUAAUGCCAGGCUUGGGGACUUCACUUCAGAACAUCUGUUCUGAGAUCAUCCAACGAUACUGUAGGACUCAUCGUACACACAAAACGGCUUAUGACUGACUGAUGGACAGUGGCUGUCUCCAUUUACCAUACCCACAUACUUCUAUCUGAUAAAAUACCGUAGUAACUUUGCCUUGAAAGUUGACUAUUCUCCUGAAAACAGACAUGAAUAGGGCUGGAUACCUCUGAUCAAGCUGAUCGCUUUUACAAUUCAUCUUGUAAUAAUACAACAGCUGCUUUUUGUGUGAUGCCAAUUGAUGUGUCCACACUCUUUAUAUGUCCGAAAGAAUCAUCAAAAUGACCUUUAAUAUCACUACCAAUUUCCCUAGAUCUUCUGAAAAUGUAAAAUACAGUCUUCCCCUCACACUAGCCCAACCACAGAAAAAUGUGCAUGUACGUGAUAAAAUGUGUUACACUUUUUCAUUUUCAUUUCUGAUAUUUGUAGCGUGAUUUUUCAAACAACACUAUAACCGGAAAGUGUGGUUCCCAGGUUUGUUUUUCCAAGACCUGUUCGAAAUAGACAGAUGUGAAGAGACUGCAGCUCUAAAAUGCUUCUGCUGAUAAUAGAAAAUGUUCUGUUGGAUGUUUCUUUUUCAACUGUUCAUAUUAAAAGUUGCAUGAGUUUCGUUUAACCAUCUAUUCAUUCUUUUUCUGUUUCCAUCGAUAAAGCAGACAGAUUUAGGAAGUAAACUUACAUAUAUUUCAUUCUA
Messenger RNA from Acanthopagrus latus (yellowfin seabream), 2836 nucleotides. Its product is annotated as cyclic nucleotide-gated channel cone photoreceptor subunit alpha-like. The transcript has 8 exons. Gene Ontology annotation, biological process: monoatomic cation transmembrane transport. Gene Ontology annotation, molecular function: intracellularly cGMP-activated cation channel activity; intracellularly cAMP-activated cation channel activity; protein-containing complex binding. The record is from RefSeq and is a predicted model, not a curated record. Gene Ontology annotation, cellular component: intracellular cyclic nucleotide activated cation channel complex; plasma membrane. NCBI's taxonomy places the organism in Eukaryota, Metazoa, Chordata, Actinopteri, Spariformes, Sparidae. Bases 130 to 2070 code for a protein of 646 amino acids.